Molecule: messenger RNA, 838 nt
Organism: Pistacia vera
Lineage: Eukaryota; Viridiplantae; Streptophyta; Magnoliopsida; Sapindales; Anacardiaceae
Exons: 4
Coding region: 83-838 (251 amino acids)
Biological process (GO): regulation of DNA-templated transcription
Molecular function (GO): DNA binding
Source: RefSeq, a predicted model, not a curated record
AGCGUGUAGUCAAAGCAUAAGUCUUCCCCAUCAUGGCUAGCUCUCUUACUUGACUUCACUCUCUCACUGCUUCUGCAUAUCUAUGGCCUCUCUUGUAGCAUUCAUGGGCCGUAAGCUGGAAAUAGAGAUCAUCCGUCUCCUCAAGAAGAAGAGGAUUGAUCCUGAAUUUUCUGUACCUGACGAGAUUAAUGAACUUGAUAUCUUCAAGCUCGAUCCCUCUGAGUUGCCCCGACUUUCAAAAAUUAACUCCGAUGAACAAGCAUGGCCCUUUUUCUCUGAACCAUAUAAGAACGUAAAGGGUAAACAAGCCCACCUAACAAAUGGAAACUGGGAAAAAACAGGUAACGAUCGUGAAGUCAGGGAUAAAAGUACUGGCAAGCGGAUCGGUGGCAAAAAGAAUUAUGUUUACUAUAAACGUGGUGGUUCUCCUAAGCAGAAGAUCAAGACUGACUGGGUUAUGCACGAGUACUAUGUUGAUGAUGACGACUCUCGUUAUAAGGUGUAUUGCUUUCUGUUUUCAUUUCUCAUUUUUGGAGUUUACUCAACUUCAUUACUUAUUAUGAGUUGUCUUAAUUUUUGCUUUAGUGUUUAUUUAUCUAUUGAACAUAAAUCUUCAUCUACUGGUUUUCAUAGACUCUUAGUGAUCAAUAUCCGUGGAAAUUUGGUAAAAAAAUUGAGCUAUGUUCUCGCUGAAACCACAUAUGUUGUGAAAAUUACUCACAGACGUGAGUCUGGAUACAAGUUAUUAGAUGAAUUAGAGUUUUUUGUUCUGUUUUGUCCUUUGGUAGAAUCUCAGCAACCGUCGACUCACUGUUUGGGCAAUGAGUUCUUGAAGUGA